AUGUCUGAUCCUCCUCUGCGAGGAGAGCCAUUUCAUACUGGAGAGUCAUUUCAUACUGAAAGGCUCAACUUUAGGACUUGGGUAAACAGAAUUCUACAAUCACUUCGAGCUCCAACUAUAAAGGGAUUAAGAAUUUGUUUUGAUGUUUACUCUAACUUGGAUAUUGAUAAUUGGAUCAGCUUCGCUAUUGAUAAAGAAGCCCAAAGUCUUGAGUUGGACUUAACAGAUGUGGAUGUGAGCGAUCAGGCUCUUGACUACUUUUUAACUCAAUGUCCAUCGCUUGAGGUUUUGAGGCUGAUCAAAAUCGCUUCUCUAACAAGGUUUAUAGCUUCUGAAUCAUUAGUAAACCUGAAAUGCUUGGAGCUAAGAUACUGUAAUUUUCUAAAGGAGGUUGAAAUUUCUGCUAUCAAUCUUACGUCAUUGUCUUACACUGGAAUUAAAGUUGCCCCUGUUGCUUUGAAGAAUCUACUCCGUCUCGUGGAGGUAUUAUUUGGAGGAGCCUGUUUGUCUCGUAUAUAUCACACUUCUCAGCUCCAAAUAAAUCUUUCCCAGUUGGAGACACUUGGUUUCGAUGUGUUUGGAACUAAUUUGGCUUUGCCGUUCCUUAAGACCAUUCUCAAAAUGAGUAAUGUGAAGCAUUUGGAAUUGGAGGUUCAAAUUAAACAUGUUUCUUGUUCUUUCCUUUCUGUCACUUCACUGCUAAAAGCAGCUCCUUUGUUACAUACAUUUACGCUGAAGAUUAUGUGCUGCGCAGAUUGGUCAUCCAGGGAGUUAUCCAAGAUCUCAUUGGAAAAUCCUUAUCCAUGCCUUAAAGUUGUGAAACUGUAUGGGUUUGUUGGGGUUCCAGCCGAGGUAGAGAUGAUUUUCCACUUGCGUGAGAAUUCUCCGCUGCUUGAGAAGUUAAUAAUUGAUCCUUGUCAGCCAUUUUUCCUUGGCAGCAAAGCAGCGUCAAUGUUUCGAAAAUCAUGGGAUUACAAAUCUGCUAAGCUGCUUGCUAUGGAGCUGCAAGCAAAAAUACCUCAAAGAAUUGAAUUUAUAGUUGCAUAA
Molecule: messenger RNA, 1047 nt
Organism: Theobroma cacao (cacao)
Lineage: Eukaryota; Viridiplantae; Streptophyta; Magnoliopsida; Malvales; Malvaceae
Source: RefSeq, a predicted model, not a curated record